Vanderwaltozyma polyspora DSM 70294 is the source of this 813-nucleotide messenger RNA. RefSeq names its product pyridoxal phosphate homeostasis protein. Bases 1 to 813 code for a protein of 270 amino acids. The record is from RefSeq and is a predicted model, not a curated record. Gene Ontology annotation, molecular function: pyridoxal phosphate binding. Lineage: Eukaryota; Fungi; Ascomycota; Saccharomycetes; Saccharomycetales; Saccharomycetaceae. Gene Ontology annotation, cellular component: intracellular anatomical structure. The transcript has a single exon.
AUGAUUCGUGGAGGACAACGUUUAAUUCGAUUUCUCCCUACCUACCGCACUACCCAAAUUAAUAGAAUUUCAACAAUGACUAGAAAGGAUGAAUUAGUUACAAAUUAUGAAUCAAUUCUCGCUCAAAUAAGAGAUGCAGAGGCUAAAUAUGGUAUUAAUAAUAAGGAUCAAGUUAUGCUAUUGGCUGUAUCAAAAUUAAAGCCUGCGUCCGAUGUACAAUUAUUAUACGAUCAUGGUAUAAGACAUUUUGGGGAAAAUUAUGUUCAAGAACUAAUUGAAAAAUCAAUUGCCUUGCCAAAAGAUAUUAACUGGCAUUUCAUCGGUGGCCUUCAAUCUAAUAAAUGUAAAGAUUUGGCAAAAAUCCCAAAUUUAUACGCUGUAGAAACUGUGGAUUCAUUGAAAAAGGCAAAUAAACUAAAUGAAGCUCGUUCAAAAUAUAAUCCUGAUUCCCCACCGAUAAAUUGUUUCAUUCAAAUUAAUACGUCUAAUGAAGAACAAAAAUCUGGUCUGUCUGAUGAAUCUGAAAUUUUUGAGAUCAUAGAGUUCUUCUUUAAUUCAAAUACUAAAAAUAUUAAUUUAAUAGGUUUAAUGACAAUUGGUUCCUGGGAAACUUCACACAACAACGAUCCAGAUUAUAUUAACUUAGAUUUCGAAAAUUUAGUCAAUUGGAAGUCAAAGAUUGAUUCAAAAUAUAAUACAAAUCUAAAAUUAUCAAUGGGUAUGUCUGCAGAUUUUAAACAAGCUAUUAAACAAGGUACCUCAGAAGUAAGAGUAGGAACUGACAUCUUUGGUGUAAGACCUGCAAAACAUUGA